Chilo suppressalis (striped riceborer) is the source of this 3700-nucleotide messenger RNA. NCBI's taxonomy places the organism in Eukaryota, Metazoa, Arthropoda, Insecta, Lepidoptera, Crambidae. The record is from the annotation of a GenBank genome assembly.
CUCAUUCGUACUGCACAGGUGAACAAAACAGGAGAUCGGAAAUGAACAGUGUACGAAGUUGUUGUACCAAAGACAUUUCGAAUAUCGAACUAAAAGAAGCGAAUUGUGAUUUCACAAAAAAUAAAAACAAGGAUUUAAAAGUUCUCGCUGGAACAUAAUACCAAUAAUACCAAGUGCUUUGAACGCGAAAAUAUGAAAAGUUGACAGAUAAAUUUAAUAAAUCAAUAGUAAAAUUAGAGUAAUGGAAUCGAAUAUACACUAAGUGAAGUGCUGUUAGCCAGUUACCAUGGAAAGUGCUAUCCUUAGCACGGCUAGUAAUAAUAGAUUGCGGACACAUUUGAAGAAUGCUGCAAGCAGCCUCUGUGCGAGGACGUUGCCCAAGCAGCGGCGUGCGGAGGUGGUCGACACCACCGGUACUCGACACCAUCACACCUACCCACGGGCGACACCUCCAAGGAGAACCCCUAUCUCCUGUCGCAUGGAACCUCUCGUGUGCGACUCCAUGCAGCAAGCGCCGCCUAAUGAGAUGCAACACGUUGAAUAUGAUAUCAAACCGCCCACUGCGCCGAAUGGUACGGUGAUGUUAAAGGGGAAUCUCGCUAGGGAGGUGGCGAGUGCAUGGGGCUGCCGCGUGGGCCCGCCCGACCAGCCCGCGCCAGCAAAAUGCGUGCAGAGUCUCUUCAACGACAUAGAGCUGUACCCUACUAAGACCCAGGUGUUCGAAAUGUUGGUAUGCGCGCGUCAGUGUGCGCGACGCAAGUCGUUCACGCUCACAUUUGGCGAGUUCUGCGUGUUUGCUGCCGAAUUGAGACGAUGUUCACGACAGGCCAGACAGACUCCAAACAAACCGGAAUCGCCACAGUGGAACGUAGAUAAAGAACUCCGCGAGAAAGACAACAAACAUGUCAACGGCAGCGAGGCGUCACCGCCGCCGUAUGAGGUGUUCCUCGGCGGAUCUUGCAACCCCACCACCUGGAGGUCGGACAUAGCGAUCCCGAUGCUGAAGAAGAUGGGCAUUACAUACUUCAACCCGCAAGUGGACGACUGGUCCACGGAACUGAUGGAGGUGGAGCACCAAGCGAAGGCCGCUGCGCGUGCGUUGCUGUUCGUCCUGGACAGCGAGACGCGAGCAGUGGCGGCCAGUGUGGAGGCAGCGCUUCUGGCCGCUGAGCCCAGGGACCUACUGCUUGUGCUCAAACCGUACACCCGCCACCAGACCAUCGGCCAGGAGAAGAUCUCGGAACAGGAGUACGUGGAGCUAUCUAGAGCGAGGGCGACGCUCCAGGAGGUGGUCGAGCGGCGCGGUCUGCCAGCCUUCACGGACAUUCCGAAUGCGCUGCGUUGCGCGCGCAUGGUUUUACGCGGCGCGCGAACGCAUCCACAACAUGUGCUGGGCUACACCAUCCGGCGAUUAAAACGCGCGUACGACGCCUCCGGCGGCCGGCAUGGACAACUCGGCCGGUCGAAAGCCGUCGACGCGUUACGUGACGUCACCAAGUGCACCAGAGAUGCGGCCGAAGCGUGCCUCCAACCCACGGAUGCGAGUGUGGACUUUGAGACCUUUUGCGCGGCCGUCGCAGAGCUGGCCGCUGAUCCUGAAGUUCAUGAACGCAGUCAAGACAAUGAAGUGGGUGCGGACAGCGGAGCGAUACGCGACGCGACAGAGCGAGUGGCGGACGCUAGUAGAGAGACGAACGGCCUUCACGUGUACAACGCACGUUUAAAAGCAUACGGCAGAAAGCUUGGAUUGUUCAUUCCAAAGAACGGCGGCAGUAGACCGCCGUUGGAGGCGGAGAGCGGGGGCAGCAGCGGCGAUUCGGUGUUCACGCCGGGCACGGAGCGCCGCCUAGAGAAGCUGCCGGCCAUGUUGGGGGCACCAACGCAUGACGUGUAUCUAGGAGGCGCUUACCCGACGAAUAGCACGCGGCCCGAAGAGAUACUUCGCCGGGAAGGGCUGACAUACGUAAUACCUCGGCCCAACGACUACACUCGCAUGUUUUCCGCGCCCGCCCGUCGAUCAGCGCCUGCGCAUCCCGAAUCGCCCCGCCACGACAAGAAGCCCCGCCCUUCGCCCCUCCACUCGCCUAUAGAAGACGUUCAACUGCGGGACAAACCCGUCGACAUAGAUCCGGCGGAGAGAUUGAGCGCUUCAGAUUUCUACACCGUCACUGAGGACUCGACGCCGCAGCCGUUCAAAGGCUUGUUCGACGAAGACCUGCUGCUCGGUUCCCGCGUGCUAGUGUUCAGUAUGAGCGCCGAGUCGCCUUGCUUCGCGGCGAUGGUACUGGCCGCCCACUACAUGGGGCUGCGUCCUUCCAACACCGUGCUAUUGGUGCAACCGAUGGACCCCAAACUGGCGCCCAAUUACACGGCUACAGCAAUAAAAGAUUACAACCGCGGACGGCACUACCUCACAGACUUAGCGCGACGCGCCAGCAUACCAGUGUUCGACAACGUCGACUCCACCAUGGCCUACGUAGUCAAUCGACUGCGAGCCCUAUAGCCAUAGCUCUGCUUCUACCAACUUAUCGACGACUAAGGGCCGAUUUCUUAAAUCUCGGAUAAAACUUUCUACCGAAUAAAAUUAUAAAAAAUGUCUACCAUCACAUCAUAAAUAAACACGAAUGAAAAAUAAACACAACUCUUUAUUUUGUCCGUUAAAUAGGAUAUCACAAGAAUAGUUUAUAAAACAGGGAUUGAAAAAUCAGCCCUCAGUCGCGAGCUUGCUCCGAGCGAUUGGGAUUUCAUAUACCUAUAACCAGCAUCAUUAAAAAUUAAUCGGAAAUCGACGUAAGAUAUUCUGUCCCUCUGCCAUAUCUUGUUGGAAAUAAUGUGCGAGAGGGAGAGUUUACCUUGCUUCAUAUUCACUUAAUAGUCUUAAAAAAUAUUCAAUUUUCAAUCAAUCGGAGCUCGGGAGUUAAUGGCGUUUGGCGAUUGCAGACAAAGCAAGUACCGCCUUAACUUGAACUUGUAACUUACAAAACGCUCUACAAUGGUCACUUUGGACAGUUCAAGUAUUCACUUAGUCAAAUCACAACGGAAUCUCACUUAUUAUUUAAUUGUUCUUUCCGAAGCUCGGUUGUGCAGAAGCGAUCCAAUCACAAACUCAAUAAAGUCAUCACAAAUGAUAAUGGACUUGUUUUGUUAGCGCGGCGAAGAGUCUCAUAAAGCAUGUACUUAUUAUAAUUUCAAGGCGUUUAGUUUAGUACAAAGAAUGUCUCUCUCUUAUAUUCAUCACUCUCUACUGUAAUAUAUAAUUAAUUAUCUAACGUUAUUUAGACACUAAAUUUUAAUUCAACUAGAAUGAAUGCGAGUGAAUGGUGAUGGCGGCGAAUGAUUCGUGAGUGACGGACGAGGAUAUAACAAAUCUCUGUGAUGAAUUUGUUUAGGAAAUUUUAAUAUUUGUGAUUUUUUCAAUGCAUAGCUCUUAGGUUUUAAUAAACGUAAACGAGUGUACGACGACCUUAUGAAAACUGCGUUAGUGAAAUAGGUAACUAAAACUCUAUUCAAUAACUAGUGUCAGUGGAGAAAAUUUACGGACUCAAUGUUAGAUAUAUAUUGUUGUUUGUAAAUACAAUGACUUCUAUGUAUAAAUAAUUCCGGAAGAGGUUGAAUAUUGUAUUUGAAAUUGUCAACGUACCAUGCAGGCGACAUGUUUUAAAGUAAAAAAAAAACAGUUUUAUUUACUUUUUAGCACAUU